GGGCGGGUGAUGGCGGCGGCGGCGGCGGCGGCGUCGGGCGCUGUGGAUGCCUCCUCCGUCGGGCCGCGGGAGGAAGCCCGGCCCGGCCCCGCGGCCUGAGCGCGGCCCGCUGCGGCGGGGCGUCGCGCUGCUGCGCCUGCUCGCGCUGCGCCUGGGGCUGCUGUGCGUGUGGCUGUGCCGGCGCCUGGGCCGCGCGCUCAUGGCCGCCCGCCGGGCCGCCCGCGCCGCGCCGGGACCCGCACCCGGACCCGCGCCCGGAACUGGACCCGGACCCGGACCCGGACCCGCACCCGCACCCGCGGCCGGGGAGGCCGAGGCGGUGCGCGCGCGCCACAAGCAGGCCUUCGAGUACAUCUCGGUGGCGCUGCGCAUCGACGAGGACGACCAAGCAGGACAAAAGGAGCAAGCCGUGGAAUGGUAUAAGAAAGGUAUUGAAGAACUCGAAAAAGGAAUCGCCGUCAUAGUCACAGGCCAAGGUGAACAGUGUGAAAGAGCUCGACGCCUUCAAGCUAAAAUGAUGACUAAUUUGGUUAUGGCCAAGGACCGGUUACAGCUUCUAGAGAAGCUACAGCCAGUGUUGCAGUUCUCCAAGUCACAAACAGAUGUCUAUAAUGACAGUACUAACCUGACCUGCCGCAACGGACACCUUCAGUCAGAAAGUGGAGCUGUUCCAAAAAAGAAAGAUCCUUUAACUCACACGAGUAACUCACUGCCUCGCUCAAAAACAGUGGCGAAAACUGGAUCUACAGGCCUUUCUGGCCACCACCGAGCGCCCAGUUACAGCGGCCUGUCCAUGGUCUCCGGAGCCAGGCAGGGCCCUGGGCCUGCAGCUGCUUCUCAGAAGAAUGCUCAAAAAACAAACAGAACAAAUAAGCCUUCUACCCCUACAACUGCUGCUCGUAAAAAGAAAGACUUGAAGAAUUUCCGAAAUGUGGACAGCAAUCUUGCUAACCUUAUUAUGAAUGAAAUUGUGGACAAUGGGACAGCUGUUAAAUUUGAUGAUAUAGCUGGCCAGGAGUUGGCAAAACAAGCAUUGCAAGAAAUUGUAAUUCUUCCUUCUCUAAGGCCUGAGUUGUUCACAGGCCUGCGCGCUCCCGCCCGAGGAUUGCUGCUCUUUGGUCCUCCUGGAAAUGGGAAGACAAUGCUGGCUAAAGCAGUAGCUGCAGAGUCUAAUGCAACCUUCUUUAACAUAAGUGCUGCAAGUUUGACUUCAAAAUAUGUGGGAGAAGGAGAGAAGCUGGUGCGAGCUCUCUUUGCUGUGGCUCGGGAACUUCAGCCUUCCAUCAUCUUCAUAGAUGAAGUCGAUAGCCUUUUGUGUGAAAGACGGGAAGGAGAGCACGAUGCCAGUCGGCGGCUGAAAACGGAGUUUCUAAUAGAAUUCGAUGGUGUCCAGUCGGCUGGCGAUGACCGCGUACUUGUGAUGGGGGCGACCAACCGGCCGCAGGAGCUGGACGAGGCCGUCCUCAGGCGUUUCAUCAAACGAGUGUAUGUUUCUUUGCCAAACGAGGAGACGAGACUACUUUUACUUAAAAAUCUGCUGUGUAAACAAGGAAGCCCGUUGACCCAAAAAGAACUAGCUCAACUUGCUAGAUUGACUGAUGGAUACUCAGGAAGUGAUCUCACAGCUUUGGCGAAAGACGCAGCACUGGGACCUAUUCGGGAACUGAAACCAGAACAAGUGAAGAACAUGUCUGCCAGCGAGAUGAGAAAUAUUCGAUUAGCAGACUUCACUGAAUCCUUGAAAAAGAUAAAACGCAGUGUGAGCCCUCAGACCUUAGAAGCAUAUGUACGCUGGAACAAGGACUUUGGAGAUACCACCGUUUAAGACAUUUGUAAGCUGCAGAAUAUUCCAUCUUCCAGGAGGGAAACGCCACCUUCCAAGAAUAGUUACCAGCUACAGGAACUCAGCCUAAGUUUACAGAACUUUUCAUACUUCUAAUUCUGCAUCCUAGAAGAUAAACAUGAAAAAAGAUUUAAAUAAGAUCUACAAUGCAAAUGGAAUAUUUUCAUUUUUUAAACGAUAUUUUCGGUUUCAUGCAUCUUGAUUUACACUGGUUAGUUUCAUGCAUAAAGGAAUAUUUUCUUUAAGGUCUUACUGCCGUGAUCAUGGUUACCCCACUGGGCACUGGAACUUGGAGCACAACGAAACCCGCAUCUGGUCUUUCCCAGCAGCGUCAGAAUGAAUGUACAUAUUUGUAUAUUGUGUUGCAGAUUAAAGUAUUCCGGAGACAGUGAAUGGUAGAAAACACAAGAGCCUUGGUUAUUUGCCUUUUGGUGUCUUCAGCAGUAGUUGUUCCUGUUUUCCUUUUCUCCUGUGCUCUUUACUGAAGUGAUUGGAAUACCAAAUACUUUCAUUUUUCACCUUUUUUCUUUGUCUAAACCCAGUGUGCCAAAUGAGAAUUUUUCCCAAUGUGACAGUGGUAGGAAAAAGUAUUUUGGGAUUGUUUUCUUCAUAAACUUAUAGACAUUAAACAGUUGUAUUCUCUUUUUUAUUUUUCUUUUUACCUUCCAUACGUUUUAGAAAGGAAAAUGAUGGCCACGAAGCAAAUCUGAUGAGAGAGGAGGGGGAGGUUGUUGGAAGGUUUGAGUUCCUCUGUCAUACAACAUGUAGAUCGAUCCUCACGUGACCUGCAGUAUUGUUUUCAAGUACAUCUGUCAGAAAUCUGUGUAGACUGUUAACUUAUUCCUCCUGGGAUUUAUUUUCUGCUAGGAAUAUUCUAAUAUUUAGACAAAGACCAUGUUGGGGUGGAGAGUCAGCCCAGUGGGUUGGCACUUUCCUUGCUCACGACUGCCCAUGUGACUUCCGUCCGCAAGCUCUCCCAGCAGGGCCCCUGCACACGAGCCUCAAGUAAGCCCUUAGCAGGCAAGUGAAACGGGACAACUUAAACUGCUAUUAAAAAAAAAAAUCAUUGCGGUACGAGAGAAGAAAAGAACUGAGAGCCAAAAUAUUUAUAAUUUAUUGCUUAUUGCUUUCUUAUGGUUUACAGGAUAAUUAUAAGGCAGUGGAUAUCCCAUCUUUAAUAUGAAUCAUUAAUCUCUCCAAUGAACUAAAUUGCUGUUUUUAUAUACUGCAUAUAUUUUCUAGGUUUCUUGUGUGCUCCCUUUGUUAACUAAUGUCUUAGUCUAUUACUCAACCUUUUGUGUCCCCCAAAUGUACAGUAAUUCUAUUUCUCGUUUGUACAUGCCUGGAUUUUUAUUACAAAAAUGUCAUUGUAGGUAGUAGAGAUUCCUGGCCUUUCAAAUAUUGUAAUGAAAGCAAAUGGAUAUUUGCACUUAGUUUACUGAUUAAAAGUUUGUUUACAGAAAUUUUCUUUGGUGCUUAAAUGAUGUUACGUAAAAUGGGUAGAAGGAAUAAUUUUAUAGUAGUAACGAAGAUUAACAAAGUACUUUCACUUGGGAAAAACGCCCUUGAUUUUUGAGGAAAUAAGAUUUCAAAAACCUUGUUUCCCCCAAUAGAUAAGCAUUUUAUAAUGAAGACUUUCUCCUUAGUUUUAUUCUUGUUCUUUUGAAAGAUUUAUCUAACUGGAGAACAUGUAUGAUUUCUUAAGAUCAUCUUUUUUUAGCCAUAACUUAGGUCUUCUCUAAUUGAUUUUAGAAAUCCCCAGAUAAUAAAAUAAGUAGGAAAGUCAUAUACAUUUUUGUCAGUUUGAGUAGUAUCUUAAAUGUCUAAGAUAUUAAAAAAUAUUGGCAAUAAAAAAUUACUUAUAUAAGAAUCAAAAGUACCCUAAACAUAAAAUUUUUCAUUAAAGCUCAUUUCAUUUUUCAUUUUCCUUUGAAAGAUUUUAGAAACAUUUUUGGUAGUUGGUUAACUAGUCAGUCAUAUUAAAAACCUCGAGUUCACAUUUUAAAAUAGUCUAUAAAAUUUAUCAGCAGGAAACUUACAAUUAUUCUAUGCAAUAAUUUAAUAACCAUUUUUUAUUGGAUAAGCUUUUAGAUAACAGAUUUCAAAUAUUAUGAGCUAUAAAGUCAAAUGAUCACAAGCCUCUCGUAGAGUUUUACUCCCAUGUGAACAGACAUCUGUAGAGAGAAGCUAUUUCCUUUCCUCACCAUGUUCGAAGUUGCUAGAGAAUUAUUUUUUCUGACUUAAAAACAAUGAUCGUGUUUUAUUUAAAGCUAUGUUUCUUUCAUAGAACGGCCAGGAAAAAGUAGUUUUAGAGUAGGAGGUAUAAGGGAAUGGUUCUGUCCCUUUCAAUAAGGACAAAAGUUGCUGAGAGUUUCUAAACAAAUAAUAGGUGUAGAUUGUCAGCGUUUGGAUUUUGCAUCGAGCUCUGUCACAUUACCUCCUAAACAGUAAGUCUUAACAUCUUAAGCAUUUGCUUGCUCUAACUGUUAAUUCAAAGUUUCGUAAAGUGAAUUAAAACUUCCUGAUGUAGGGCCAGAGCAGUACUGCUGCAGGGAGGUGCUUGCCUUGGCAUUCAGGUCCGUCCCCAGCACACACAGAAGCCCCACCGGGAGUGAUCGUUCAGUGGAGCGCCAGGAGGAAGCCCUGAGCACCGGCAGGUUUAGCCAUGCCCCCCACACCCACCAGAAAACCCCUUUUAGAUGAAAUGGAGAUGUAAUGGAUUUUAAGCCAAGGGAAAGAAUUGGUGCUAUCUUUCCAGGUAUCUUAGGGAUAAACAUUAUUCCGAGGUAGUCUGUCCAUAGAGGGUCUUAGAUUAUUGACUUGCAGUCAUGCUUUGUGCUUGGAAACAACUGGAGAAAAAGCAGAUGCUAGAAUCCUAGUUUAACACGUAGCAGUCUUUGUUUAUUGUGUAAAAUUCUAUAUAUUUUGUACAAAAGUUCUUUUGGUGGGAUGAAUUAUUUACAGUUUGUUUUUGGACUGAAUGGAAGGAGUUUAAGUGCUUUGUCUCAAUUUUAACCUGGUCUUUUGUACUUUUCUUCAGAAGAAAUGAAUUAAAAAAGAUCCAGCUGCAUUAAAGUGGGUUUUUAUCCUAAUGGAUUGAAAAUAAUAAAAUUUAUUUUGCCUUUAA
Molecule: messenger RNA, 4970 nt
Organism: Sorex fumeus (smoky shrew)
Lineage: Eukaryota; Metazoa; Chordata; Mammalia; Eulipotyphla; Soricidae
Gene: SPAST
Product: spastin
Exons: 17
Coding region: 47-1825 (592 amino acids)
Cellular component (GO): microtubule cytoskeleton
Molecular function (GO): microtubule severing ATPase activity; ATP hydrolysis activity; ATP binding
Source: RefSeq, a predicted model, not a curated record